Molecule: messenger RNA, 2661 nt
Organism: Panonychus citri (citrus red mite)
Lineage: Eukaryota; Metazoa; Arthropoda; Arachnida; Trombidiformes; Tetranychidae
Gene: Ufl1
Product: E3 UFM1-protein ligase 1-like
Exons: 4
Coding region: 185-2542 (785 amino acids)
Biological process (GO): regulation of proteasomal ubiquitin-dependent protein catabolic process; response to endoplasmic reticulum stress; protein K69-linked ufmylation
Cellular component (GO): endoplasmic reticulum membrane
Molecular function (GO): UFM1 ligase activity
Source: RefSeq, a predicted model, not a curated record
UUUGUUUACAUUUUGGAUGCGUGGCAAUUGAUUGAAUUUUUUGUAUUUUUCCAAAUGGAAAAUCAAUUUUUCUUCCUAUUAAUUUGAUUGUUUUUAUUUCUUUUUCUUGGAUCUAAUUGUUAAUUGUUAAUAUUUUAUAUUUUGUUUGUUAGUUUGUGAGUUUAAAGGAAAAUUUGGGGAAAAAAUGGCCUCCGAUUGGGAAGAAGUGAAAAGAUUAGCUGCCGAUUUCCAGUUGACCCAAACAGCGGUUACACUUCAACGUCUCUCUGAACGUAAUUGCAUUGAGAUUGUUAAAAAACUGGUUGGAUUAAAUUUGAUUGACGUAAUCUAUACUACUGAUGGUAAAGAAUAUAUCACUCCUGAUUAUUUGAUGAAAGAGAUUAAAGAUGAAUUAUAUGUGGCCAAUGGACGAAUAACUUUGGUUGAAUUGGCGAAUACCCUGAAUGUUGAUUUUAGUCAUAUUGAUGUAAAAGCUAAAGAAGUCGCUAAAUCUUCAUCUGGUUUUAUAUCUUUUGUCAAUGAAGAGCUUAUUUCUCGUGAUUACAAGGAACAAUUAGCCGUUGAAAUUAAUGAAAAACUACAGAAAAAAGGAGUACUUGAUGUCUCUGAACUGUCCAAAGCUUAUUCCCUACCAAGUGAUUAUAUCAAUCAAAUUGUUGUCUCUCAUCUUGGUACAACAAUUGACGGUGUUCAAGAUAUUAACAACUCAUCAACUUUUUUCACUCGAAAUUACAUCGACCAAUAUAAGGCCAAAAUUACCGGUAUCCUUUCAGCCAUCACUCGACCAUUGGUUUUAUCACAAAUUGUAAACAGAUAUCGACUCCCAGAGAGGAUAUUCAAUUCUGUUUUCGAUGAACUAUUGAAAUCAGGUCGAAUCAGUGGACAAUUAACAUCAGGACUUAAUCGAACCUUUAUCCCGAGUAUCUACUCAACAACCCAAAAAGAAUGGAUUGAAAAUUUCUAUAAAAGCAAUGGAAUCCUUGAAUACGAUGCUCUGGCUCGAGUUGGAAUUUCUGAGCCCAAAUCAUUGAAGAAACGCCAAGGAUUCGAAGACUGCAUAUUCCUAUCAACCUGUUGUGUGGGCACCAGUAUAAUCUUACAAUUAGAAGGUGCAGUUGACGAUUGUCUUGCCGAUAAAUCAUGGAUCAAUUUACUUGACGUUCUACCCUCAGUAUUAACCGAGGAAGAUAUCGGUCUACUUAUCGAUGAAUAUAAAUCUCGAAAUGAAAGUGAAGCCGAUAAAUUUACUCUCUUAAAUAAUACUCUUCUAAUCUCAAAUGAAUAUUCAGUAAGCCUUUUAGAACCUUUGAACGACCUUAUCCGGGAAAAGGCUUCGAAAGACCUUAAAGAGGGUUUACUUUUUAAAAUAUUCGUUACUGCUGCUCAAAUGUCCAGAGAUCGAGCUGCAGCUGGAGAAAGUAAAUCAGCUGGAACUUCAAGAAAAGAGGAAAGAAAACGAUCUGGAAGAUCCGGGGGUGGGGCAGGUAAAACAACCUUUUCCACUCAAGGUCGUGAGGUGAAAACAAAAGCCGUUAAGAAAAAGUUCCAAACAUCUCGAAAAGGAGGAGGAGGUGACGAUUCCGGUUCCGAAUGUGAUGAAUCAGCUGGCAGUCAUGAUCCAAGUUCCUCUGUUGAUUUAACUGAACUAAUCGAUGUUGUCAAGAGUAAAAUUGAUCCUUCUGGUGAACAUGAUUCCGAUUCUGUUGAUUUAAUAUCAAAUUUUCUCAUUGAACCUCUUCGAUCAAAGUAUAUGGAGAUUGCUCGUUCAUUAUUCAAUGAAUCAAUGAACAAGGAAACAUCUUCCAUUAAGAAAACUGUCACUGAAGUUCAGAAUACGAUUAAUAAUUUACAUGGUAAUAUCUGUGUCUAUGAACGAGGACUUAAAACUCUUGAUGAGGAAUUGAAAACGUCGCUAUCAAAGUAUUUGCUUAAAUCACUUUGCUCAGAAUUGGUUGAUAAUCUUUUAUUCCUGGUUGAUGAAGAGAGACAACGAACUGGCCAACCAAUGGGAACAUCAAAUGAGGGUCGAUUGAAGAUUAUCAAUAAAUUGGAUGGUAAAUAUAGAGAAAAUUUUACCAAAUUAGUUGGCACUUUGAACGAGUCAACGUUGGACAAUUUUUUCACCGAACUGGACAAUACAUUGGAAGCCUGUGAGAUUAUGAUUAAAAAGGUUGACAAACGUAAAGAGACACAGAUGAUUAGUGAACUUCGCCAAAAUUUAAUUGUCGCUCUAAACGAAGCCGAUGGUAAAGAUUAUCCAUUAAUCUUACAUCUUUGUGUCUUAUUGAUCUUUGGUUCUUGUAAACAAUUUAUGGUCCAUGCAUCAGGAAAAUUUGUCCCGCAAUUAUUAACAUCACUUAAAUCGUGUUUACCAUUGGAAGUCCAUCAACUUUUCCGUGAAUGUGAAGAUUUAAUUGUUCGCCGUUUGAAAGCAGAUAAAGAUGCAACCAAUCAAGAGGAUAAAGAUGAAAUUGAAUCCAGAUUAAGUGAUUUAAUUCCUAAAGUGAAAGAUAUCUCAUUAAAUUACAAACCAGCUAAAUGAUUACGAUAUUUUUUAUAUAUUGUCAACUGAUGUUAAUAAUUGAUCCAAUCAACCAAUUAUAUAAAUAUCAGCAUUUCGUUUUUAAUUUGGUUUCAUUAAAAUUGUAAAUUGUCAAUUAA